UCCAAGAUGCCAGCACUGUCUUCUUCAUAUACCACAGCUCUUCCGCCGAGACCAGAAAUAUGUCUUGCUCAUUGUCAACAUCGUCGUCUUCCCCUCCCUCCACCGCUCCCUCCACCCCAAAGAUGUACACCCAGCAUGACAUCGAACAAGCGCUCGUGGGCUCCUGGUCCCUCCUCGAGUACUUCUCCGACCCCUACGACGGCAAGGGCCCCUCCCUGCAUCCCAUGGAACCCGACGCACGAGGGAUCCUCACCUACCACCCGGACGGGUGCAUGUCCGUGCACCUCAUACCCGCGACCAACAAGCAGAGGCAGAAGAAGCAAUCCCGCACGACGCUCAACGACGGCUUCAUGUACACCGGUGAAUACUGGGUGGAGCUGCACGAGCUGGACCCAAACAGCAGCUUCGUCGUCUGCCAUCGAGCCGAGAUGGCUUCCUUGCUGCAACUAGAGGGCAAGGUGCAGAGGCGGCAGGUCACGCUGCCGAGCCGGAAUCGGCUGGUGUUGUCGCUUGUGGGCUUCGAGGAUCUUGAUGGCUUGAUGGUGAGGCCGGAGUUGAUGUGGGAAAGGAUUAGUCGGCCUUGUAGGGCGGCAUUGAGAUAGAUUGAAUGCGUCUUUGUGUAUCUUGGUGGUGACAAUUCUUCUGGCUGGGGAGUUACUGUAAAUUGCGGCCACGAGCUCUCAUGUGUUAUGAUAAAUGCUCU
Aspergillus brunneoviolaceus CBS 621.78 is the source of this 703-nucleotide messenger RNA. RefSeq lists its product as uncharacterized. The coding region runs from base 60 to 602 and encodes 180 amino acids. The transcript is spliced from 2 exons. The record is from RefSeq and is a predicted model, not a curated record. Lineage: Eukaryota; Fungi; Ascomycota; Eurotiomycetes; Eurotiales; Aspergillaceae.